AUGGGCGAGAUGGAGUCGACCUCGCCGCCGCCGGGAGGCGCGGGCGGCGCCGUGCUGCAGGUGGUGUUCGUGGACGGCGAGCGGAGCGUGGACCUGGGCACGGUCACCGUGCAGCCGUCGCUGGGCGUGCGGAAGCUGCAGGCGGUCGUGGCGGACCGCGUCGGCGUCGCCCCGCAGCAGAUCUCGGCGUCCCUGGCCCGGCCGCGGCGCCAGCGCCGCGUGCCGCUCGACGAGGGCGCCGACCUCGCCGCCGCCGUGGCCCGCGAGGGCGCCGGCUGCUACGUCCUCGCCGGGCUCCGCCGCUCGCGCCGCGACCGCCGCGGGGGCCGCUCCAGGCGCGACAGGAAGGGCGCGGGCGCGGGGGCGGGGCCUCAGCAGCCGCUGCUGAUGGCGCCCACGAUGGCCUCGGAGCGGACCAUCCUCAAGCGCCUCCCGUCGACGGAUCUGGCGUCCCUGGCGGGCGCCGCGUCCCCGGUGGCCGCGUUCGGCGGGUGGGACUACGAGGCGCAGCUGCGGGAGCUCCAGCGGCAGCACGAGUGGUACAUGAUGAGCACGGCGGCGCCGGAUCCGUACCUCCUCCCGCCGCUCCUCGACGACCCGCCGGCGGCGCUGUGGCCGGCGCGCCCCUCGACGCCCUGCCCCGACUGCGAGGCGGCCGCCGCGCUGGGCCUGCGCGAGCCGGCGUUCCACUGGUGCGUGCGCGACGCGGUCACCGUGGGGUUCCGCUCCCCGGUUGGCCCAAUCGAGCGCCCGUCCACUGCCAGGAGAUCCCCGUCGCCGACCCCGUCGCCGCCGCCGCCGUUUCAGCCCACCGCCGGCCGCCAUCUGCCGUCCUUCCUCCAUCCAGGCCUGACGCCGCUCUGCUACUAG
Triticum turgidum subsp. durum (durum wheat) is the source of this 870-nucleotide messenger RNA. NCBI's taxonomy places the organism in Eukaryota, Viridiplantae, Streptophyta, Magnoliopsida, Poales, Poaceae. The record is from the annotation of a GenBank genome assembly.